AUGCGUGUCACCAACCUCCUCGGCCUCCUCCUGGCCCUGACCCCAUCGAUAUUCGCAAAGAACAAAAAGAACGACGCAGUCCUGCUAUCAAGCGUCAAGUCCCUCACCCUACGCGAUGGCCAACACACCUCCCACCGACGAGUCUCGGCGCUCCCUCAACUCAGCUGCGUUGGUGGCAACGCGAAAGGUCUCUACGAUGUCGAUGUGAUGCGGUGCACCAAUUCGGGAGCAGAGUACGACACGGAAGACAUUCAGUGGACGUGCAAAGCGAAUCUGCCUCCGGAGUUCAAGCUGGGCAGUACCGAUGUCGUUUGUGAGGGCUACGAUAAUGCCGAUGAUCCGUUCGUUCUGAAGGGUUCGUGUGGAGUUGAGUAUCGGUUGAUGCUCACUGAUUUGGGAGAGGAGAAGUAUCGCGAUCGCAUCAAUCAAAGACCUUGGAAAACACGUAACAAGGACCGCGAUGAGCCUGGCAGUGACAAGCCGGCGGCGAUCAUCUUUUGGAUUGUCUUUGCAGUCAUCGUUCUCGUAAUACUCUACAGCGUAUUCUUUCCGUCAGGGCAACAACCAAGGCGCGGCGAUGGCUUUCGAACAGGCCACGGUGGUUUCGGAGGUGGUGGCGACGAUAACGACGACCCACCUCCACCGUACACUCCGCGAGCACCAAAGCCCAAGUCCUACGGAACCACACGAUCCAGCAGCUCACGCUCUUCCAGCAGCAGACAGCAGAAUCAGCCCUGGCGACCUGGCUUCUGGAGUGGCACUGCAGCUGGAGCAGCGGCAGGCUAUGCAGCAGGUUCGUAUGGCAACCGCCAGGAUAGAAAUCAGGCGAGACCAGGAGCUUCGAACUGGUUCGGCGGGACGAACACUUCUCCUACGUACGAUCGGCCAUCACCGAGGAGCGAUUGGGGAGGAUCGAGCGCUGCUGGGCCAUCGAGUAGCCGGCAUGAGAGUACUGGAUUUGGCGGUACGAGGCGGCGAUAG
This is a messenger RNA of Zasmidium cellare ATCC 36951, 981 nucleotides long. RefSeq lists its product as uncharacterized. Gene Ontology annotation, biological process: regulation of store-operated calcium entry. Gene Ontology annotation, cellular component: endoplasmic reticulum membrane. Bases 1 to 981 code for a protein of 326 amino acids. The transcript has 3 exons. Lineage: Eukaryota; Fungi; Ascomycota; Dothideomycetes; Mycosphaerellales; Mycosphaerellaceae. The record is from RefSeq and is a predicted model, not a curated record.